Aegilops tauschii subsp. strangulata is the source of this 1050-nucleotide messenger RNA. NCBI's taxonomy places the organism in Eukaryota, Viridiplantae, Streptophyta, Magnoliopsida, Poales, Poaceae. The record is from RefSeq and is a predicted model, not a curated record.
AUGCCAACGGAGUUUGAAGCUGCCUGGGCUGAACUCGUGCACAAGUACAACCUGGAGAACGACCAGAUGAUGAUGCAGCUGUGGAGUGAUAGGAAAAUGUGGAUUUCAGCAUUUUACAAGAACAUUUUAUGUGCCAGAAUGACUUCCACACAACAAAGCGAGAGCAUGAAUCACGUGCUCAAGAGAGGGUUUGUCAAGGGGACCCAGAACCUACACAAGUUUGCUAGGCAGGUAAAUGCUUGCAUACAAACUCGAAUGCAGAAGGAGAACGAGCAAACAAUGACCAGCAUGACCAAUCCUAUGACAAAAACAACCUACAGCUAUGAGGAAGACAUGGCUAUCAAGUACAUGAGAGCCGUGUACACCGAGAUGAGCCUGUUCUGCCUUCACAUCAUGAACAUACUGGACUACCUGAAGCCUGACAAAUUUCCAGACAAAUAUAUCCUCAAAUGGUACACAAAGAUGGCAAAAUCACAACCAACCUUUGAUACAAGGGACUACAACACAACUGCAUCGGAUGGCAGCUCAAGACUAUCGAAGCAAGACAUCUUGCUGCAGCUAAAUUUGAUGGUUAACAAGAAAGCGAUGAGAUGUGACCAGCAAUAUGGCAGAGCCUUCUAUGUUCUCAAGAGGCUCGUGGAAGAGCUUGAUGCAAUACAUUCAGCAAAUCGAGCUGAUGCUGACGAAAGGAUAGCUGAAGAGGCUGCUGAAAUUGAAGAUGACCUUCAUUAUUAUGCAACUGAAAUGCUCCAGGCCGCUGCUCAAGCCAACCAGUGCAAGCAGGGUGUUGACCAAUUAAUGCAGCAGCGGCAGCAAGAGACGAUGAAACUGCCGAUGUACUCUGAAACAAAGGGUAGGAAGAAAAUUUCUGCAGCAAAGAAAAGUAACAAGAGAGCUCAAAGAAAGGCACCACUUGCAGGAAGAGUCGUCGUGCUCGAUGAGAACGGAGUGCCACUUGGACACAGGAGAAGCUUACUUGAACUUCUAUUGUUGAAGUUUCAAAGAAAUUAUACAGUAGAAGUUCAAGUAAGCUUACUGCAGAAGUCCUAG